AUGUACACCAUAUUCCUUCAGGCUCUUACAGCCUGUGCCUUUCUUCCAUGUGUCUUUGCUGCUCCUACUCAAGAUAGCUACCAGAAGAAUCUCGCAGCUCCGAACGAGCACCCCGAUGAUGUCUACGAUCUUGAACCCACAGCCAACUUCGCUUUCGCGCAACUCCCACAAUCACAGUGCCUGACGGAGAGCGGAUCUAUUGGCGACAUUCUGAUCCUUGGGUUCCCCUUUGACACCGCAACCUCAUAUCGGACGGGUACGCGAUUUGGCCCUAACGCCAUCCGCCAGGGCUCGCGUGCUGCUUCUCUCGCUGGCCACUACAACUACCGCCAAUUCAUCAAUCCGUUCGCCCAGAACAUAUCAAUCGUCGAUUGUGGCGAUCUUCCCAUCUCGCCAUUCGACAACACCCUGGCAUUUGCUCAGAUGGAAGAAUGGUACAAGCGUAUUCUAUGGCGCGAAGUCAACUCUAAAGGCAAGAUAGCUGAGAUCUCCAAGACUGGCAGAGCUCAUUCUCAGAUCAUAUCUCUCGGGGGCGACCACAGCAUCUCGCUUCCAAUCCUCCGUGCCCUCAACACAGUCUACGGCAAAGUAUCUGCCAUCCACACCGAUGCGCAUAUUGACACUUGGUCUCCAAAGGUCUUCGCUGGUGCAGAAGCUGGAAGCAAGCAAGCCGAGUUUGCUGAUGGAACUCCCUACUACUGGGCAGGAAUGGAAGGCCUCUUGACAACGAAGAACGUCCACGCCGGCAUCAGAAGCAGUCUAGACUCGGAGAAAGACUUGGAGCUCGACGCUGAGAUGGGCUUCACUAUAAUCCCUGCUUCCGAUAUGCUCAAACGAGAUGGUGUUUGGGGCGUAAUCGAUAAAAUCCGGGCCGUUGUCCCACAUGACGAGCCCGUUUACGUGUCACUGGAUGUAGAUAGUCUAGAUCCCGCGUUUGCUCCAGGAACCGCCGGCCCUGCAUCCGGGGGCUGGACCCCAAGAGAAGUCAUCCAAAUCAUCAUCGACGGACUAGAAGGCUUGAAUAUUGUUGGAGUUGAUAUUGUCGAAGUGCUCCCAAGUUAUGAUAAUGCAGAGAUUACUGGCAUAGCUGCUGCGGAGUUCACAAUUGAGGUAAGUCGACCUACGAAGCCUGUUCUUGAACUUAACUAA
Molecule: messenger RNA, 1149 nt
Organism: Mytilinidion resinicola
Lineage: Eukaryota; Fungi; Ascomycota; Dothideomycetes; Mytilinidiales; Mytilinidiaceae
Product: Arginase/deacetylase
Exons: 3
Coding region: 1-1149 (382 amino acids)
Molecular function (GO): agmatinase activity; metal ion binding
Source: RefSeq, a predicted model, not a curated record